Molecule: messenger RNA, 1692 nt
Organism: Bursaphelenchus okinawaensis
Lineage: Eukaryota; Metazoa; Nematoda; Chromadorea; Rhabditida; Aphelenchoididae
Source: the annotation of a GenBank genome assembly
AUGACCAAGAUCGUGUUAUCGGCCGCGAUGGUCGGCUCGACCAUCGUCAUCAUGUUAUGUUUGUUUUCGGCCGUUGUCAUCUUCAACGACAUCAACAACCUAUACAGUGACAUCAUGACAGACAUGUCCGAGUUCAAAGUUGUAUCGAACGAGGCCUGGAGUAAUGUAAUCGCCAUCUCCAAACCCCGCCCAUCCAUGUUGGAGCGGCCAAAAACAUUCGAACAGAUCAUUGGCCGUACCAAGCGUAACUCUCAGUGUGCCUGUGCUCCACAAAAGAACAAGUGUCCUCCAGGCCAACCUGGACCAAAAGGAGAACGUGGAGAUCAAGGAGAACCAGGACCAAAUGGAGCUGACGGGAAGGCUGGCCUACCUGGAGAGCCAGUAGUCAAGUCGGCUUCUGAUGCCCCACAAGACUGUAUAGCUUGCCCACCUGGUCCUCCAGGUAAGCCAGGCAGGCCUGGUCCAGUCGGAGAGAAGGGACCAGUCGGCUACAAGGGGCUGCCAGGCUACCCAGGAGAAGACGGUUUCCCAGGACCAAGAGGACCACCAGGAGACCAAGGAGAAGAAGGUGAAGCCGGUAAAGAAGGCCGCGCUGGAUUCCCUGGACUUGACGGUCACAAGAACGCUCCACCAAUACCUGGACCAAAGGGAUCACCUGGUCAUCGUGGUGCACCUGGAGAACAAGGACCUCCAGGAAAGAUCACAGAAGGAGCCCAAGGUGAAGAAGGAGAGCCUGGAGCUGCUGGAGAACCAGGAAAACCGGGUAAAGACGGAAAGCCAGGAAAGGAAGGUAUUAAGGGAAGACCGGGCCAAGACGCCGCCUACUGCCCCUGCCCAGAGAAGUCCAACCCUUGGCCAGCUGCCCCACCAGCCUUCUCUCCAAAGAAGAAGCAAGAGCCUGUACUCAAUGCUGAACUCAACCCAGCACCAUCUACUAGUGCUCCAACCACACAACGUCCUACACCACCUGUUCCAACUACCAAAGCUCCAGCACCAGCUGCUGCUCCAGCUGCACAAGAUAAUGGAUACGACGCUCCACCUGCCCCACAAAGCUACGCUCCUCCUCCACCAGCUCCAGCCCAAACUGAUGCUCCAGUUCUUGAUACUGGCUACGAUGCUGGAGCUCCUGCACCACCACCACAAUCAACUGCUCCACCAGCACCAGCUGCUCAACAAGGCUAUGAUGCUACACCGUUGCCAGUCGCUUCCGUUCAGAACUCAUUCGGAUCUUUCCCAACAUCAGCACCAAUCCCAGCUUACGAUAAUGCUCCAGCUGCAUCAACCAUAACAGCAGCUCCAACGACUACCGUAGCACCAACCACUGCUGCCCCAACAACUACAGCUGCACCAGUCGCUCAAGGCUACGAUGCUCCACCAGCCCCACGCCCACCUCCAGUAGCCCCAAUUGUACAGCCAGCUAAAGCACCAGCUUCAGUGGUCGAGUCCGUGGUCGACUUCGACGAGCCUUCAACUCCAGCUCAAAAGAAGAACCGUCGACCAGCAAAGAAGCGACCAGCUGAUUCUCAACCUGGAAUCCCUCAACAAACUAUAGCCAACACAGGACCAUCAAGACCUCGGAUAUGGUGCCGCUGGUACAGCCAGAAGCACUGCUCCAGUCAGCGCAGUCGGCUACCAAGGAAACAUGAGGAGAAGAAGACUGAAGAAGACCAGAAAGAUCAAGAUAUAAGCUAA